Messenger RNA from Mesorhabditis spiculigera, 1524 nucleotides. The record is from the annotation of a GenBank genome assembly. NCBI's taxonomy places the organism in Eukaryota, Metazoa, Nematoda, Chromadorea, Rhabditida, Rhabditidae.
AUGAUUGUGUUUGCUUCUAUUGUAUUCACUGUUGGAGCAUUGAUUUGUGGAGCUGCAUUCAAUAAGAUUAUUUUAUUGAUUGGAAGGGUGUUGCUCGGAUUGGCUAUCGGUUUCGCGUCAAUGAUCGUGCCAGUGUAUGUGAGUGAAGCAUCUCCAGCCCAUAUUCGAGGAACAAUGGUCACUGGAUUCCAGCUGAUGGUCACUUUUGGGCUGUUUGCUGCUAAUCUGGUUGCUGGUGGAUUCUCGUAUAUUGAUCCGAAGAACGUCGGAUGGAGGCUAAUGUUCGGAUUCGCGGCCGUCCCUUCUGUGAUCCAAUUCAUCUGCUUCAUCUUUCUUCCGGAGAGCCCUCGAUGGUUGUAUGAACAUGAAAAGAAGGAAGAGGCGAGAGAGGUUUUGUCUCGUAUCUAUGCGGGAGAUACCGAAUGGAUUGAGUAUGAACUGGCAGAAAUCGAAGAUACCACGAGAAUGGAGAGAGAAGCUAAAGAGGAAGUCGCUGGCGGCGGCCCGGUAUUCUUCCGUAUUUUGGGAACGCCCCAUGUCCGAAAGGCUCUGAUAAUUGGAUGCCUUCUUCAAAUGUUCCAGCAAUUGUCCGGCAUCAACACAUUAAUGUAUUACUGUGGAACGAUUAUUCGAUCAGCUGGUGUAAAAGAUAACCAUAUGACGAUCUGGAUCUCGGCUGCUGUUUCGAGUAUCAACUUCUUCUGCACCUUCAUUCCAAUGGCGUUAAUCGAUCGAUUGGGGCGAAGAGUUCUAUUUUUGAUCUCAGUUUGUGGGGUUAUUGCAUGUCUAUGUAUGAUGGCUGGUGCAUUUAUUGCCAUCAAUAAGGAUUCCUCUCCGAACUUCAAAGCCGAACAAUACAACAUGGAUAAUAUGUAUGAUCCAACCGUCAAAAAUGCCGACUUCUGUAGGAAAUUCAGUAAUUGCGAUUUCUGCGUAACGGCUGAUAGCUGUGGAUUCUGCGAAGAUCAUGACACAAAAACGGGCUGGUGCCUACCGUUUCCGGACAAAAAUUCGGACAAGCAUUCAGCGACUGGCGCAUGUUUGAAUGGAGAUUUUACCGCCAAUGGCACAAACGAGAAAUUCGAGUGGCAAGACACGUACUGUAAAUCGAAAUUCACCUGGAUGCCGAUUGUGAUUAUGGUGCUGUACUUGGGGUCAUUUUCGAUUGGCUACGCCCCGAUGCCGUGGGUGCUGAACUCGGAAUUCUAUCCGUUGUGGGCGAGAUCAACUUGCGUAUCGAUUUCCACGGCUUCGAACUGGAUUUUCAACUUAAUUAUUUCGCUCACGUUUUUGUCGUUGUCUCAGGCGUUAACAAAAUACGGUACUUUCUUCCUCUAUGCUGCCCUGACCGUAAUCGCCCUCGUUUUCGUGUUUUUCUUCGUGCCAGAGACAAAGGGGAAGAGUUUGGAUGAGGUCGAAAUGCUUUUUAUGACGGAAGACGUGCGAAAAGAACGGUUAGCCCGGAUACAGGAGAAAGGCAACAAAAAUGGCCGCGCCCACGAGGACUCGAUGCGGGACAAAUUC